Messenger RNA from Lactuca sativa (garden lettuce), 1507 nucleotides. Its product is annotated as C2H2-like zinc finger protein. Lineage: Eukaryota; Viridiplantae; Streptophyta; Magnoliopsida; Asterales; Asteraceae. The record is from RefSeq and is a predicted model, not a curated record.
UCUUCUUAAGAUCCCAUCCUCCAUUAAAGGAACCAAAAAACCUUCAAUACGCAUCUCUCUCUCUCUCUCUCUCUCUCUCUCUCUCUCUCUCUCUCUCCACCGAUCAUACUGUUGUUUCAUCUUCAAGCUUUUGUUUUCAUGGCACUCCUCACUUUUCCUUCGUCUGAAACGCAAAAGGUACAACCCACAAAGCACACCAGCAGCAGGAGAAAACAAUACGAACUCCAACACCAACAAAAACCGAAACCGAAACCUAAAUCCAAACCCAAACACCAAACUCCACCCUCUUCUUCAUGGGAUCAGUUCAAGAACUUAUUAACCUGUAAACAAAUGGACGUCGUCGGUUCAAAUAAGGCUCAAGACCCGGUUAAGAAUCCGAAUAACCAUUCGAAGUUGAGCUCUUGCAGCUCUAUAUGCAGUUUCAGAGAUGUUGUGCAUGGCAAUACAAGGGUUGUUCAUAGAGCUGAUAACUCGCCGGAGAGUAGCAGCGUUGGUCUUAAUUCCGGCCAUAUAAACCGGAAAAAAGAGCUCUCCGGUGGUGGAUCUUCUUCUUCGAAGACCAUCUCUGGUUCAGUGAGAUCCAACGCUCAUGGGAGUUACACGUCGUGUUCUAGAGGCAUGCAAUUCAGAAAGCUUUCUGGGUGUUAUGAAUGUCAUGCCAUUGUUGAUCCUUCAAGGUAUACAAUACCAAGAAGUACCAUUUGUGUCUGUUCACAAUGUGGAGAGGUGUUUCCUAAAAUGGAGAGCUUGGAACAUCAUCAGGCUGUUAGACAUGCUGUGUCGGAGCUGGGUCCGGAUGAUUCGGGUCGAAAUAUCGUGGAGAUAAUAUUCAAAUCCAGCUGGCUCAAGCGUGACCAUCCGAUAUUCACAAUCGAACGAAUCUUAAAAGUCCAUAAUACACGUCGGACCAUUCAACGUUUCGAGGACUGCCGUGACGCCGUUAAGAUUCGCGCGAACGCCACCGCCUCCCGAUGCGCCGCCGACGGAAAUGAACUCCUUCGGUUCCACUGCACCACUCUUUCUUGCUCCUUAGGCUCCCGGAACUCCUCUAGCCUCUGCAGCUCCGUCCCUGGCUGCGGCGUUUGUACCAUCAUCCGUCAUGGGUUCCAAGGCCCCAAGUCCGGCGGAAUCGGUGGUGGUGAUGGUGGAGGAAAGGGCGGCGUGCGAACUACCGCUAGUAGUGGUAGGGCACAUGACUGUCUUGGAGUUGAUGCGCAUGGGCUGAGGUCGAUGCUUGUCUGUCGGGUUAUUGCUGGGAAAGUGAGACGCGUGGCGGAAAACGCGCCGCCGGAGGAGGAGGGGCCGUACGACUCGGUGGCUGGGUAUAGUGGGUUGUACUCUAAUCUUGAGGAGCUGUACGUUUAUAAUCCUAGGGCCAUUCUGCCAUGUUUUGUCGUUAUAUACAAAGCCCUUCAAAGCUGACGUCAUAAAUAAUUUUGUGGAUGUAUUUUCUUUUUUUCUUUUGUACUUUUCCUUUAAGAAUGUGGGUUUAACCUUUAGUUUGUUA